ACAGCGGAGACGGUUAACCAGCUACAGCUAACAGCAGGGUCACCUUAGUCACUACGGUCGUCCGAGCGCAAGUUUGAAGGUUUUCUGACUGUCAGAGAGGAAUUAAUAUCGUUCAGUGAAGGUAACUGACUUGAAGGUGUCCGGUUUCCUCAGUCAGAGGGAUUGCGAUGCCCUCUGACUUUAUCUCCCUUUUCAGCGGGGACCUCGACCUGAAUUCUCCCAGAUCCUUGUACUCAAAAGAGUCAGCGUAUGAUCUUCUUCCUAGAGAGCUACAGUUGCCUUCCUCCACUCAGCAGAGCCCAACAGUCAUGAGUCAAAAGAGCGGUGGAGAGGCAGGGCCUCCCCCCUCAGCUGCUCUAGCAUCAGAUGCCAUGUCCUCCUCUAUGACCAUGGAAGGCCCCCGCAGUGCUUUUUCCACCUCUUCCAGCUCCAUCAUGCAUUCCAGUGCUUCAGCCAGUGACCAGAACCCAGUUCACAGCGCGAGUGUGGACCCAGAGGACACCAGGAGUAGCAGAGCGGUUCCAGAGGUUGUCGGAGCAGAAGGUGGGAACGGUAACAGCAGCAAUGGCAGUAGCUGCAGGGGCAGCAGUGAGCUAGGAGGAGGAAGAGAGAUGACCCCAUCGAAGCGCCGCACUGUACUGAACAUCUCGCCACCUCCACAAGAUCUGUUUGAUGACAGCCAGAUGUCCUGCCAGGAUGAGACAUCCCUGGACUCGGAGCAAAGUAACAGCAUCUGGAUGGAGGACUCUCUCUCCAACUUCAGCAUCAUGAGCACUGUCUCUUACAAUGACAACACAGAGGUGCCACGAAAGUCCCGCAAACGAACCCCUCGGCAGAGGCCUGGUCCGAAGUCUGUGCGUGCAGGGGAGGCCAGCAUGGAUGUGUUUGAUGCAGACAGUGCCAAAGGUCCACACUUUGUCCUGUCACAGCUCGGCCCUGACAACAAGACUGGACUGAAAGGAAGCUCUGAUGAUCCUCAGACUACUCACCAGAAAGGAGGAACUCUUUCGACGCAAUACCCACAGAAGAGCGAGGGGAAGGAGUUGAAGAUCCUCGUCCAGCCGGAGACUCAGCACCGAGCCCGCUAUCUGACUGAAGGCAGCAGAGGGUCAGUGAAAGACCGCACUCAGCAGGGCUUCCCUACUGUAAAGCUGGAGGGAGUGAAUGAGCCAGUGGUUUUACAGGUGUUUGUGGGCAACGACACUGGACGUGUUAAACCUCAUGGUUUUUACCAAGCUUGCAGGGUGACUGGCCGCAACACCACAGCCUGCAAAGAGGUGGACAUCGAUGGCACAACAGUCAUUGAGGUGUCACUCGAUCCAAGCACCAACAUGACCCUAGCAGUGGACUGUGUUGGGAUCUUGAAGCUCCGUAAUGCUGAUGUCGAGGCCCGCAUUGGUGUAGCUGGGUCAAAGAAGAAGAGCACACGGGCACGGCUGGUGUUUCGGGUUAACAUCCCCCGUUCAGAUGGAUCAGUGCUCACGUUACAGACCCCCUCAUCUCCAAUCCUUUGCACCCAGCCAGCAGGAGUGCCUGAAAUCCUGAAGAAGUCUCUACACAGUUGUACGGUGAUGGGUGGAGAAGAGGUCUUUAUCAUCGGCAAGAACUUUCUAAAAGACACCAAAGUCAUAUUUCAGGAGAAUGUUUCUGAUGAGAAAUCGUGGAAGGCCGAGGCUGAAAUUGACAUGGAGCUGUUUCACCAGAAUCACUUGAUAGUAAAGGUUCCUCCGUACCAGAACCAGGCCAUCACCUCUCCAGUGUGUGUGGGGAUCUAUGUGGUGACGAAUGCUGGAAGAUCUCAUGAUGUUCAGCCUUUUACCUACACUCCAGAUUCAGCAAAAAAUGAUGUUCCUGUGAAAAAAGAGGCACCUUCUCCAGUGAAGACUUGUUCAUUUGAUGAACAAAUUAAAGUUCUAGAUGGUGCCUUGAUGCCUACGCUGUUGCCUUUAGUGAAGAGAGAAGAUGUCACUCCGAUGGAAGUCACCAGCAACCUGCAAUCUUCUAAUGUAUUUAAGACAGGUGACCUGUGUCCAGCCCAGCAGAACCCAGACAUGACUGCAGGCCAUCUAAAUAAAACCAGACAAUUCUCAAACAACUUGUCUCAGCCUGCAGGUGACCCUGACAAAGGCCAAGCUCCUGUUUUUCCCAAUGCAGAGCCUUUAAGCACUAUCCAGAAGCAGGACAUUGCAGCCACCAGCUCCUUCUCUGUGCCAGCUGACUCUCUGCUCCAGCAGGGAUCACAGCAGUUCCUCCUGGAGCCCAGAGAGAGCCUCGGGCAGGAGAGGCCCGGCAGCGGCUCUGGAGCUGUGGGGAGGCUGUGUGGAGAACCUGCGCCUCAACAGCAGCAACUGCCACUGUUCCCACCGGACGAAGUAGCCCAGCUGGAGGAGGCAGUGAGGCAACUUAAAGCUAAAGGGUUCUGUAACUUACCGCUUCAGUCUGACAACUCAAUUGCCAAACAGCAGCAACAACAACACAUCCAGCACCAACAACAGAUCCAAAAACAGCAAAUCCAGCAGCAACAGCAACAAAUCCAGCAACAACAGCUUCAACAGCAGCAACAGCAGCAGGUUUUGGAGAACUUACAGCUCUUUCAGUCACAGAUUCAGAUGCAGUGUGGCAUGUUUCAGGAUUCCUCUCAGGCCAAGAGCGCGGAGCAGCAGGGCUCAUCACAGGGAGUGGUGCCAAACCAGGGGACUCUUUUCCAACAGGCCCAACAGCAGCAACAGCAGCAGCAACAGCAACAGCAGCAACAAGCAGCUCUCUUUCAGCAGGCGAAUGACCUGCUGUCGAUUCAGACCAACUUUCUGCAGCAGACGCCCUCACACUCUUCACCACCCAUGUUCCACAAUCCCAGUUCACUGGCUGAACCACAAGAAUCACAGGGGGGGUUGUUUCAGAAAGCCUCUCAGGAGCAGGUCCAGGCCGCUCUCUUCCAAAACACCAUGACAGUACUACAUUCUCCAGACCAGCGACCCUCAACCCCUGGACUUUUCCUCCCUCAGACGCCCCUGCCCUCACAGCUCACAACCAGCAGUGCUCAACAGCAGCAGCAGCAACAACAACAACAACAACAACAGCAGCAGCAGCAGCUGGCCUUCCUCAGUGCUCUGCAAACACCUGCCCCUGAACCACAGUCAGUAUUUCAGGCUCAGACCCAGCUUUCCCCAAUCCAACAGAGAAGCCCCAUGGAGCAGCAGCAGCCCUCCCAGCCUCAGCCCCACGCACAGCCAGCCCAGCAGGCGUCCCUGUUUCAGAACAUCUCCCCACAUCCAUCUGCAAACACACUCUCUCCAGGCCAGCAGCAGCAACAGCAGGCCAAUCUACUGUUCUGCAACAACCCCCUAUCUACGCCGGAUCAGGCCUCCAGCCUCUUGUUCAGCAGCCAGGGCCAGAUGCCACCACUGACCAGCAGUAGUCUAGUUUCCCAAGAACCUCAAAACCCCUCUCUGCUCUUUUCCCAAGCCAGCAUGGUGACAGUAAACCAGCAGGAUCGCUCUGAGCCCAUGGCCUUAGGGAACCCCACCGAUCCACGACAGCAAGUCAUGUUUCAGGAGCAACAGCCGAUGCAGCUGGGCAGCAGCUCAAACAACCGGCAGGACCAGCCUGUGGGCCUCUUUAUGCCUCAGUCUAACAUGGCCUCUCUUCAGGGGGGGCUGGCCGCUCAGGAGCUCGCACAGUCAGCCAUGUUUGCAUCACAGAAUGGCGUAGCAAACCUCCAGACGACCACCUCCUCCCCUGUUCAACAGCCAGGGACUCUGUUUCAGACCGCUGUCAGUGGGAGCAUCAAUCAGCCAAGCCAACCCCAACAACCUGGCCUCUUCCUUUAUGGGAUUCAGAAUGAAUGUGGCCAGCUGAUGAACACUUCAGGAAACACGCUGUCGGAUCAGAUUAUAGCCAUCAGCCAGUCUGGUCAGAACCAAAGAGAGAGUGAUGCACACAUCCAGUCCCUGCUCAGCCAGUCCCUGUCUCAGUCUGGGCCUGUGCAGAACAGCAUGACUGCCUCUCAGAACAUGGAGAAGAUUGAUGACCUGCUGGUCAGCCUGCAGGAGCCAGGAAGCAACUUAACUCGUUCGUUCUAACCUUCAUACAGAUUUUUCUUUUAUUUUGAUACACAGAAUAAAUGUAAAAUGUGCUGAUAAGCACAUGCAGUAAAAGAUUUGUGAAUAACCCCCGCAUCAUGAAGUUCUGAUUACCAAAUAUUUCUCUGCCCAACUAAAAAAAUUAUUUGGUCUACUUCAGGUCUGAGGAUUUAUUAGGAAAGAGCAGUGAAGCUGCUGCUAGCUUUGCUGAGUCAGUCUCGUACUCCUGAAAUUGUCCUCAUGGUUAUUCUCCAGAGUGGCAUGUAUGGUAUCUGUUAUCUGAUUGUUAAGGACAAACUGGACAAAUUCAAAUCCAGACAGUGAACUAAGAAUGUGGGCUGGCUGCAAAAAGUCAAUAUCUCAUUUUGACUUGACUGAUUGAAUCCCCAUUGUAACAAACGUGUAGAAUUGGAUAGACUCCAGGUGAGAACAGACAGAUUAUGAUUUACUGUUCUGAGAGAAAUGCACCAUUUGGGGAUUUUCUUCAACCUUUCCUCCAAAAGUACAAUAACUUAGUGGUCUUGUUAUUCAUUGAACUUGUGAAGUGUUGUGUUUAUCUGUAGAUAUUUUGUCAGUGAUUUUAUGUGCCGCGUCUUUCACUUCUCGUGGUGUUUUCUAAAGUGUUCUCCAAAGUGUUUAGUGGUUUCCAUGAAUAGUGUUCCCUUUAAUACUCCUUUUGUAUUUUUUCAUUGAAAGGAAGGUGGAGUGUGUGGUAGAGCAGAAAUGUUUAGAUGGACUGUGGUACGUAUAGCUGAAUACAGUGAAGAUGUGGAAGGUCGCUGCUGGUUUGAAAAUGAUUUCCACCCAGCAGUGCAGAAAGGUAUUAAAAGAAGGUUAGCGGGUAGAGAUUAGGUAGAGAAAUGUAAGUUAAAAGAAAAGUAGAAAAGAUUCCUGCGCUGAUCUGAUGUGUAGUUACAAGCACGUGUCUAAUAUGUGGAUGCUGAUUAUUCCAACCUACAUUGCACCUGAUAAUAUGAAUAUUUACUCUAGCUGUCUCUGAUAGCCAACAAAUUGACUUUGGUUGUCAUUAAUGAUAAGAUGUAGAGAGAAAACGAGCUCAGUAGAUGUAUAACUGAAGUAAUGCAGCAUUUUGUUGCUGUCUACAAGUGGCCUGGCUAAAUAAGACAUCUUAUCCUUUUCAGACUUUUUUGGUGCCGUGAUGUGGAGCAGUAAAUUAUGGCAUUACAAAUCAAAAUUUGGCAUUGAACAAGGAAACACUGGCACUAAAAAAAGUUCUUCUGAAAGAUUAAACACAGGUAUUAAAAUGUGUUUUAUUUUUUAAAAUAUUUUUUGCAUCUGAUGUUUUUUUUUAA
Molecule: messenger RNA, 5395 nt
Organism: Plectropomus leopardus (leopard coralgrouper)
Lineage: Eukaryota; Metazoa; Chordata; Actinopteri; Perciformes; Serranidae
Gene: nfat5b
Product: nuclear factor of activated T cells 5b
Biological process (GO): cytokine production; regulation of transcription by RNA polymerase II; calcineurin-NFAT signaling cascade
Cellular component (GO): transcription regulator complex
Molecular function (GO): DNA-binding transcription factor activity, RNA polymerase II-specific; RNA polymerase II cis-regulatory region sequence-specific DNA binding; transcription factor binding
Source: RefSeq, a predicted model, not a curated record